AAGAAAAGGAGGAAGGAAGGAAAAGAAGGUGAUUCGGAAAGAGAGUGAUCAUGUCAGGGCGGCCCAGAACCACCUCCUUUGCGGAGAGCUGCAAGCCAGUGCAGCAGCCUUCAGCUUUUGGCAGCAUGAAAGUUAGCAGAGACAAAGAUGGCAGCAAGGUAACCACAGUGGUGGCAACUCCUGGACAGGGCCCAGACAGGCCACAGGAAGUCAGCUAUACCGAUACAAAAGUAAUUGGAAAUGGGUCAUUUGGUGUGGUAUAUCAAGCCAAACUUUGUGAUUCAGGAGAACUGGUUGCCAUCAAGAAAGUAUUGCAGGACAAAAGAUUUAAGAACCGCGAGCUUCAAAUCAUGAGAAAACUAGAUCACUGUAACAUAGUCCGAUUGCGCUAUUUCUUCUACUCAAGUGGUGAGAAGAAAGAUGAAGUCUAUCUUAAUCUGGUGCUGGACUAUGUUCCGGAAACAGUAUACAGAGUUGCCAGACAUUAUAGUCGAGCCAAACAGACGCUCCCUGUGAUCUAUGUCAAGUUGUAUAUGUAUCAGCUAUUCCGAAGUUUAGCCUAUAUCCAUUCCUUUGGAAUUUGCCAUCGGGAUAUUAAACCACAGAACCUCUUGUUGGAUCCUGAUACAGCUGUCUUAAAACUCUGUGACUUUGGAAGUGCAAAGCAGCUGGUCCGAGGAGAACCCAAUGUUUCAUAUAUCUGUUCUCGGUACUAUAGGGCACCAGAGUUGAUCUUUGGAGCCACUGAUUAUACCUCUAGUAUAGAUGUAUGGUCUGCAGGCUGUGUAUUGGCUGAACUGUUGCUAGGACAACCAAUAUUUCCAGGAGACAGUGGUGUGGAUCAGCUGGUGGAAAUAAUUAAGGUCCUGGGAACACCAACCAGGGAACAAAUUAGAGAAAUGAACCCAAACUACACAGAAUUUAAGUUUCCUCAAAUUAAGGCACAUCCUUGGACUAAGGAUUCGUCAGGAACAGGACAUUUCACCUCAGGAGUGCGGGUCUUCCGACCCCGAACUCCACCAGAGGCAAUCGCACUGUGUAGUCGUCUGCUGGAGUAUACACCAACUGCCCGAUUGACACCAUUAGAAGCUUGUGCACAUUCAUUUUUCGAUGAAUUACGGGACCCAAAUGUCAAACUCCCAAAUGGGCGAGACACACCUGCACUCUUCAACUUUACCACUCAAGAACUGUCAAGUAAUCCACCUCUAGCAACCAUCCUUAUUCCUCCCCAUGCUCGGAUUCAAGCUGCUGCUUCAACCCCUACAAAUGCCACAGCAGCCUCAGAUGCUAAUGCUGGAGACCGUGGACAGACCAAUAAUGCCGCUUCUGCAUCAGCUUCGAACUCCACCUGAACCGUUCUGGGCAGCCAGAUGCACAGGAAAAACCACCAGUUUACUUGAGUGUCACUCAGCAACACUGGUCACGUUUGGAAAGAAAAUUAAAAAAGAGGGAAAAAAACCUGUUCAUUUUAGUGUUCAGUUUUUUUUUAUUAUUAUUAUUGUUGUUCUUAUUUAACCUUGUAAAAUAUCUAUAAAUACAAACCAAUUUCAUUGUAUUCUCACUUUGAGGGAGAUCCAGGGGGUGGGAGGGGUUGGAGGGACGGGGAAAGCGGAGCACUAGAACACAGUCUCUCCCACGACAAUCUUUUUUAUCAAAAGUCUGCUGUUGUAUACUUAAAAACAGGACUCCUGCCUCAUGCCCCUUCCACAAAAGAAGACAAUUUUUUUCUAUGCUGAAGUUUUUUUGAACUUUGUUUUCUUUUAAAGUGAAGUCAAGACUUCGGUUUAGUGCAGAGCUUGAAAUUGGUUGGGAGCUUAACAGGUGUAACUCAGUGAGGACUUAAAUGUCACUUGUAAAACUAAUCCAUAUCCUCGGGUCUCAGCAGUCUUGCCUUUGGCAUGUUGGUAGCAGGUGUGGCAGACAAAAAGGAAAAGAAAUGUACAUCCUUUGUAACCCGGGGAGGUCAGCAAUAUUUUGAAAUUUAUUCUAAGGGGAAGAUUAAGAUUCUGAAUGGACUUGCAAAGGUUAGGUAUUGCUCAUAAUCAGUGCUAGCUGUGAAGAAACUUAAAAAGGAGACUAUCAUGGAGGAGCAUGUUCUACAGUGAAUCUCUCCCUGACCAACAGUUCUCUGCAAACCUUAAUGGAGUUUAAAACUAGGUGACCCAAGAGAAAAGUGAAAAAGUCAAUGAGCCAGCCACAAUGACUGUAGAAAUCCAAAGCUGAAGAACUGGAGACAGAGAACAGGUCAGGGCUAGAUCUCACCACUGUGAAUGAAUUCCCCCCCCCCAAAAAAAUGUUUUAAGUUGCUUCCCUUUGAAAGAUACAUUUGAGAGGAUGUUGUAGUUAAAUAAUGUGAACUGUAAUGGUCUACUGGCUGGUGUUUCAUAUUUUUAAAUUACAAAUUGAGCUUGCAGAAAAUACCACAUUCUGCACAUAGUUCUAAUUUUAAAUCCAAAUCUAAUAGCUGUUUUUAAUUUCAGCUUGUCUGUUUUAACCUCAUGCUUUUUCCAUUUUAUUUAUUGAUGUAUGUCAGAUAGGCCAUUAUGAUUUUAAAUAGUAGGUGUACUAAAAACUACACAUCAAAAUGAUAUAAAGUUACUUGUACCUGCUGAUUUAUAGGAAAGCUGAUUAUAUAAAUGUGUGUAUAUGUCAUAUAUGCAUAGGUAUACAUAGAUUCAGUACUGCCCUUUUUUUCCCCACAUUAUCAGGUUUGACUGGUUGAAGCAUGAGAAGACUGUUUCUUCCCCCUCUUCCAUAUUCAGUUUUUAUUUCUGUUUUGUGUAUCAGUGAAUGGUUUAAGAAUCAGUCUUUGUUUUUGAAGAAAAAGCAAUAUUCCUUGGAAAGCAAGAAGGAUUGAAGGAUUACGUUUGCAAUGAGGAAAUAGAUUUUCACAACUAGUUUGUUUUUUUACUUUCAAGGUUAACAUCUAUGUGGGCCUUAUAUACUCUAAAAUGAACCUUAGUCACCUUGGUGCUUAUGGGCCAUUACUUGACCUAUGAAUCUUUAAGGCACAAUCAGUUGUUCUUUACAUGUAAAGAUCCCCUGAGUGAUGGCCGCCUUCCCCUCCUACCUAGUCCUCCUCCACAUACCUUCCGAGGUUAGCUGAUAACUGUCAGGCUGUAGGAUGGAGCCCUCAAUUAUGUAAAAACCUCCUUCCCCGAUCUCAUUGCCCCCUUAGAUCAUGUUCCUGGUCUUGCCCUUCAGAUCAUUUGGAAGUGGAGUCUCUUCGAAGCCCUCACACAGGUCCUGUGACCUGUCCUGCUUCUUAAAGUGUGUGUGACUCCAAGAGAGCACUACCUGCUGACUUAGCCAGUAUCCAAAAAGGCAACUGUGAGCCAACUUAGUUUUCACUCACUGUUUAGCUCAAUUUAGGACACAAGAGGUUUCUCAAACCUCUUGUUACAUCAGAGUUCAUGAGAAAAGAAACACACUCAGUCAAACCAAAUCAAACAGUACUGAAUUUAAUUUUUUUUAAUGAGCUUUGAGAGCUAAUUAAGAUUUGAGAGAAGUCUGCAAAACAUUUGGCAGCAAGAUUCCUCAGUGGAAUGGUUUAAAGAGACCAUUUUUCAAAAAAGAAUUUAUAAAGAAGCUGAACCACAGGUCUGUGACAGGGACGUGGACCUGCUUUCAAACCAAACUGCCCAGUGAAACAGUACAGACACUACUCUGAACUGGGGUACUGCCCAGAAUCCACAGAUAACCUGCUUAUUUGGAAACACUUCCUCCCAUCCCCACAAAAUAGGGUAAGAGAAGAGAGAAAAAUCUGAUGAUUUUCUUUCUUUUUAUAGUAUGAGUGUGAGGGCUGAGGUGCAUGAUUUUUCUUUUCUCAAGUAUCAUGGCGGGAUCACAGAACUCUUUUAUACAAGUGAGAUUCAGGUCUCUGAAUAUCUUUUGUAAAUAAUAAUAAUAAAAAGCUCCUCACCAAAUUCAAGCUUGUACAUUAUAUUUUCUUUCAAUGUUUUUAAAUUUUAAGUUUUAUUGUUUUGUAUGUAAAUAUGUGGACCCAGGAACUGUUAUUAAUGAGCAAAAAGUUACUGUUCAGGGCAGUGAUUCUGUUUAAUAAUCAGACAAAAUGUAGACGAGCUUUUUAAAGCCAUAUAGUUUUAACUCUGUACAGUAGGUACCGGCCUGUAUUAUUGUAACAAUAACUCUAGCAAUGUAUAGUGUAUCUAUAUAGUUUGGAGUGCCUUCGCUUCCAUGUGUUUGGUUAUUUUUCUUUUUUAAAAAAUUUUUAAUUGGCUUCUUGAUCCAUGUCUUCCUGUUUCCCCGCCCCUUUCCCUUUAAAGUAAUAACUCACUCAUAACACAGUGUCUUUGCCCCUUCCACAGUUAGGAUGGAAAGAGGAAACCAUAUUGAUACUCUGAUUUCAUUAAGACCUGCCUUCUUUGUUUUGGUUUUGAACAACUGUUUCCUCUUCAGUUGCAAUGACCAGUUUCUUUUCUUCCUUUCUUCAGCCAGGAACUUCCCGCAGUGCCUGGAGCCCUGGCCCUGAAGGAUAGUGAACAGAUUAGAUUUUGCUCGUCUCUUUCCCCAAAGCCUAACCAUAGGUCUUACAUGCAGCAGACCCCAGGAGCCUUCCGUGCUCCCUCUCCUCUCCUCCUUAUCGCCUUCCCCAAUGAGAGAGAGAAUUGGUUCAUGGUCUCGGGUUUGGAUACUUGAGUGGUUUCAGCCGCUGGCGCCUGAGCGCAGUGUCACGAGGACUUGCUCAGCAGGGACUCUCAGCCCCUUCUCACCGCCACCCCGAGCCAGGAUACGGCUUUCUUAUUUUUUGAAAUCAGUUUCUUUCUUUCUGUGUGCCUGUUCUGAUGGCCUAUUUUGAAAGGAAGAAAAAUGAAAUUAUGUGUUUUGCCUCCAAGUACUCCAUUUAAGAUGUCUUGAGUAGGAAAAAAAAAAACACUUUACCAAACCAAAGGUUGCUAUUUUUGAAAUAUCAUGUGUUCAUUCCAGCAAAGCAGAAGACAACACCUUUUCCCAGUGACAUACGUCCUUAUUUUAAGUCCUUUUAAUUUGUUAGGUCCUUUUAAAAUGUUUGGUUUGUGUUUCAACAGAGCCUGCCUGACCAGUCAUAUGCGUGCACUAAAGCAAAGGUUUCUAAGAGGACAAUUGUAUUCUCUAUCCCUGUGGAUAAAAAAGACACUGGCCUUUAAUUUCUUUUUCUCUUUCCUUUUCAAAGGAUUUAACUUUGGAAUCUUCCGAAGGAAGUUUGGUUAAUCAGAUCCCCAGGAGUUCAGUGGGGGGGUUUCCUUUGUUUUAAACCAAAUUGUAUCUGACUCCUGUUGUUCAUGUUAGUGAUCACCUAAUCACAGAGCCGAACACUUUCUCCCCUAAUAUAGAAAAAUUAAGUAAGCAUGCUUUACAAUAAAAACUGUCUGGUAGAAACUUGAGCCACUGGAAAUGAGAGACAAGUAGAAGCACAGUAGAGUCCCAGACUAAGGUCUGUUUGAAAGUAAUCCCUUGGAUUUGGAUUAUUUUCACAAGGUUAUGACGUUUUAUUCAAGUUUGAUGCUCCGUUUUGCACCUCUGCCAAUAAAAGUAAACUGACAACCAAUACAUAAGGGGUUAGCUUAACAAAGUAGACUUCCUUGUGUUAAUUUAAUUUUUAAGGUUUUUUUUUUUUACUAUAUCUGUCUACAGGCAGAUACAGAUGUAUGAAAAUGUGCUUGCCUGUAAAAUUUGCAUUUAUAAAUAAAUGUGUUGCCGAUGGAUCACUUGGGCCUGUACACAUACCAAUUAGCGUGACCACUUCCAUCUUCAAAACAAAUUUUAAAAAAUCAAAAUUUAUUAUAUAUAUAUAUAAAGGACUGUGGGUUGUAUACAAACUAUUGCAAACUCUUGUGCAAAUCUGUCUUGAUAUAAAGGAAAAGCAAAAUCUGUAUAACAUUAUUACUACUUGAAUGCCUCUGUGACUGAUUUUUAUUUCAUUUUAAAUAUAAACUUUUUUGUGAAAAGUAUGCUCUAUGUUUUUUUUUUCCCCUUCCCCCAUUUCCUUGUAAAUACAUUUUGUUCUAUGUGACUUGGUUUGGAAAUAGUUAACUGGUACUGUAAUUUGCAUUAAAUAAAAAGUAGGUUAGCUUGGAAAUGAAAUUAAAAUUCACAAGUGUGUGGUCUUUAUUUCAGAACCCACCCUUUUUUCUUCACCCUAGCUAUUUUGCUACUGCAAUAUAUAGUCACAUCUCUGUCUCUGUUUCUCCAACUAGAAAUACAUAAAACUUUGUUAUCAAGUCAAGAUAUGAACACUAGUUCUUGUUCUUGCAAAUGAUCUUAUUUCAUUGUAAAGCCCAAGAGGUGCAGCUUCCAUCUUGGGAACCUUUGGAUUUGAUUUUGAGAAAGCUUUUAAACACUGCUUUGAAAAGACAAAAAAAAAAAAAAACCACCUUUGAAAGAAAAUUUAAAACAUGUCUAAGCUGCUGUCUGAUUACUGUGUUCAUGGUUUGGUGUAGCUGUAUUUUCUUUUAACUAUCCCAUUAAAACGGUCUUUGGGAGUAUAUAAAACUAUAUGAACACCACAAAAACCAGUGGGGCUGUACCUCCCAGGUAAACAACACGUUGUGUUUGAGUCUGCUCAUUUCCAAUACUGGAUGAUGUAUGUAAACAUGUUAUGUCUUAGUGCAAAAAAGAAACAUCAUUUUUUAGGACUGGCUCGCUCUGUCAGGCCUAACCUAAAGGCUAGAUAUAAAGUCAUGUGACUGCUGCUUCAAUAAAAUCAAAUUUAUAUUGGAUAAAA
Molecule: messenger RNA, 6724 nt
Organism: Sorex araneus (European shrew)
Lineage: Eukaryota; Metazoa; Chordata; Mammalia; Eulipotyphla; Soricidae
Gene: GSK3B
Product: glycogen synthase kinase 3 beta
Exons: 12
Coding region: 51-1352 (433 amino acids)
Biological process (GO): protein phosphorylation; insulin receptor signaling pathway; negative regulation of canonical Wnt signaling pathway
Cellular component (GO): glutamatergic synapse; cytosol; axon
Molecular function (GO): tau-protein kinase activity; beta-catenin binding; ATP binding
Source: RefSeq, a predicted model, not a curated record